AUGCCCGACAUCGAUCCCGCGGCAUUGAGCCGCCCAUCCAUCAGUGUUCAGACCCCUCUUCUAUCAACAAAAUCGCUAUCGAACAUUGGAAGUGCACAAAAGGCCAAAUCUAGCCAAAUCCCUGUUCGCAUUGACCUCGAGCCUCUCUACAGCGAACUGAAAUCUUCAAUCGGCGCUGAGCACUGGCAAAUAUACAAGGAAGCUACAACGGAAUUCUUUAUCGGUAGUCUUAAUCAAAACGAAUACUCCCAGCGAAUCGAUGCGAUUCUUGUCGGACAAAAUGGAGACAAAAGCCAUCUGCAUAACCAGCUUAUGGCUGCCAUUUAUGGAAAUGUCACAAGGGAAAUGCCCGAUCAAGGGCUGGCUCCCUGGGUCAGUUCCAACGAUAAGCCGGCGGCCAGUGCCAGCAAGGCGGCUACCGGCGAUGCCACGGAGCGCCGAUUAAAAGGCGAUGUUAUGCAGCUACCCGCGAGGGAUAGACGGCGCAUCAAGGAUUUAGUGCACAACGAGUCCGAUGUCAACGAAAACCUUUCGAGCUUUUUUUUGGAAUCUCGGCGAAAACCAACGCAAGAUGCAUCCAGCGCUGCCGGUGGUAUUAAUAACAUGAAUUUCGAUUUAGAGAUUCGAAAACGAUUUGCACAGCCGCUAGCCAUCGAGUCCGGCGAAUUUCCCGACGUUGGCCUCAUUACGGGCCGCAUGCUACCGUUUUGCUACGAAGCGGGCCUUCCAAGCGGACAUGUUGCAGAAGCACCUCAAUUAAUGUCAAUCGCUACGGAUGCUUUUAUCAAAGAGAUGCUUACGCAGGUAUUUGCUCGUACAAGAAGCAACGGCGCUGGAGACUCGGGGAGCGCUGGCUACGGAGUGGGCACGCAGUGGAUACAAACACACAGCUAUAAACGCCAAUUGCAUCUUGAGGAGGAGGCUGCGCAUCGUGGCGAGAUUUCGCGCGACAAAUCCGGUCUUCUACCCGUGGAAGCGCGGGCCGCGGGAGAGCAAGGCCCACUAAGCAUGGCAGAUGUCCGCGUGGCUCUGGAGAUUGCAGACUCGAGUAUGUCUCAAUUUCCUAUCGUUACGCGCCAAAUACUGUGCGGGUAUCGCGAAGGCGAACUUGAAAACUGGAAUGAUCAUACGUGGAUCAAGGGCUACGAGCCAGUUCAUGUGGAAGAACUGGCAAACGGAUACGACCUCUCCGCGUUUUGCAACGGGACAGACCCCAUGGACAUUGACAUGGAAAUCGGUUGGGAAGGCGCAGAGGAGAACGACGUGGAUAUGCUAGAUGGCAUGCUCGACUCGUGCCUGGCCGUUGGAUCAUAG
Molecule: messenger RNA, 1314 nt
Organism: Cordyceps fumosorosea ARSEF 2679
Lineage: Eukaryota; Fungi; Ascomycota; Sordariomycetes; Hypocreales; Cordycipitaceae
Product: cAMP-dependent protein kinase regulatory subunit
Exons: 4
Coding region: 1-1314 (437 amino acids)
Biological process (GO): regulation of transcription by RNA polymerase II
Cellular component (GO): SAGA complex
Molecular function (GO): transcription coactivator activity
Source: RefSeq, a predicted model, not a curated record